Lichtheimia ornata is the source of this 732-nucleotide messenger RNA. RefSeq lists its product as uncharacterized. Lineage: Eukaryota; Fungi; Mucoromycota; Mucoromycetes; Mucorales; Lichtheimiaceae. The transcript has 5 exons. The record is from RefSeq and is a predicted model, not a curated record. Bases 1 to 732 code for a protein of 243 amino acids.
AUGUCUGUGAGCUCGUCAUUAUACCAACAGUCAACAAUAGCUUCACCCACAUCGCAGCAUCAUCAGCCAAGCCUGUCAGAAUAUCUCACUGAACUUGUAUCCAAACGAGUCGCUACCAUCAAGUACCUACGACGAGCCCAUGAAGGCAGCACUCAUUGGUUCAACACGAUUCUCCUUACAAAGAGCGAUCUCAGUGCCUUUUAUCCCAACGUCAAAAUGCAAAGGAGGACCUGUAACUUUUAUGUAUUGGGUGUUUCACUGGGCACUAUACUCGAUAUCACCAACACAGGGGAUUAUGUCAAGGCAUUAUCACAGCUCGUGGCAGAGUUCGAGACCCAUACCAAUGACCAUAGCAAGCAGAAAAUGAAAAACAUCUUUAGAAAAGCAAGAGGAAAAGAAGAAACCAUGGUGACGGAAGGAGGUGAUUUCACACAUCUGAUUGUACCUCAUGUGCCAUUUGAAUUGGACUACUUUGAGACGUUUUAUACAUUGACCGAUAUCCUGGUGGAUGCUUAUCAAAAACUAUUGGAAGGAUCGGAUGGAUGUACACAAGCAUACUUUGAGCUGGUUCUCAAGUGCGAUAGUAAGCUCAAGAAAAUCUUUGCUCUUGUUACCAAGGAGUUGGAUGGUCUUGCACGUAAUGCUAUCAAGGAUGAGCUCAAAUUGAUUGAUCCACUCUCACAAUCGAAUCGGAUACCACCCAUUGAUUUCGAAGGAGCCGAUGUUGUCUAA